AUGGCCAUCAGCACAGACGACAACCGUCCCAUGAGGCAUGGGUUGGUAGGUGCGAAAGCUCUCUCGUUGCCCACAAACAUGCACAGUGGCUCCAGUGUCUACGAACCAACCUCGAGCACAGAUUGCUCGAGUAAGAGAGGAGAUCAUGAAAAUCUCUCCAAGCAUGAGCAUCUGCUGGGACAGCAUUACCGCUAUUGUGGGGAUGUUAUUCUUGAGUUCUAUUCACUCAUAGAAACCAUAGGAGCAACGUCUUGCAUUGUUCUAGGCAGGAAGAAAAUGCCUAGAAAACACAUCAAGGCUGCCGUCGUACAGCUGCAUGUCACUCGCAUCAAAUCGGGCGCAGAAACCCAUCUUCUUAACAGAAAUUACACACAAUUUUACGUAUAG
Molecule: messenger RNA, 387 nt
Organism: Lactuca saligna
Lineage: Eukaryota; Viridiplantae; Streptophyta; Magnoliopsida; Asterales; Asteraceae
Source: the annotation of a GenBank genome assembly